UUUUCGAGCAUCAUGUUGGUUUCUCCUCCUUGCUUGGAGCAUGGGAAGCCUGUCCUCUGAGCAGGGCCGCCAGCUGUAAAAGUCCAAACGCAGAAGAACAAGCCGCCAUGGCCGACAUUCUGGAGCUGCGGACGGACGGGAACUCUCUCCUAAAAGCGGUAUGGCUCCGCCGUCUGAGGCUCACCAGACUCCUCCUGGAGGGCGGAGCGUACAUCAACGAGAGCAAUGAACGCGGGGAGACUCCUCUCAUGGUGGCCUGCAUGUCCUCGCACGCCGACCAGCAGAGUGUCAGCAAGUCCAAGCUGGUCAAGUAUCUGCUGGACAACCAGGCCGACCCCAACAUACAAGACAAGGGAGGCAGGACCGCCCUCAUGCACGCCUGCAUCCAUGAGGCGGGGCACGAGGUGGUGGAGCACCUGCUGGGCAACGGAGCUGAUCCUAGUUUGGAGGACAGGAGCGGGGCCUCGGCGCUCGUUUACGCCAUCAACGCGGACGAAAAGCAGACAUUAAAGCUCCUCCUGGAUGCUUGCAAAGCCAAAGGCAAGGAGGUGAUCAUCAUCACCACAGAUAAGUCGCCGUCCGGUACCAAAACCACCAAGCAGUACCUGAACGUCCCUCCGUCUCCGGAGAUGGUCGACAAGUCGUCUCCGACCUACUGCGCUUCGCCUUCUGAUAUCAACGUCGCCGCGUCUCCCGCGCUCGAGCAGGAGCAACAAAACACGGUCUUCAGCUUCCAGACCAAGCUGAAAAUUUCCUGCUCGGCCAACAAGCUGGCCAACAACGGGCCCACGUCUCCCACGCGGCGGCCCGCCAACCACAAGCGAGCGCGUUUGCCUCAGCUCAAGCGCCUGCAGUCGGAGCCGUGGGGGCUCAUCGCGCCCUCCGUGCUGGCGGAGCGGGCAAAGAGCCGGGAAGAGGCCAAGAAGGCCAGCUCGGACGAGGAGGCGGCGGCGGUGGCGGUGGCGGUGGCGGGCGUGAACGGCCUGACGCUGAGCAAGAGAGGCGCUUUGUCUCGACAGAACAGCGUGGACGGCAAAGACGCCAAGCUGGCCGCCUCGCUGCCGGUUCCCCCGACCUACGAGAGACCUCCCAGCCAGCACCAGCCCCUGGCCAGACGGAGCACCGUGCCCACCGAGCAGGAGGGCAACAACAGCGGGCACGCCGGUCUCCGAGACACCUUGCACAGGAGACGACUCGGGAACGACCACUACGACUCCGACUCCCAGCUCUACUCGGACUCCGUCGUAGCGGACUCCCCCAAGAUCCCGGUGGAGCGAAGGAAACUGAACACCUCCCCUCUGGCCAUGCUGACCGGCUCCAGAGAGUCCCUGGACAGCAACAACAGCACGUCCUCCCCGAGCACCGCACGCCGGCGUGCGCCGGGCCUCCUGGAGAGGAGAGGCUCCGGCACCUUGCUCCUGGACCACAUCUCCCACACCCGGCCGGGCCACCUGCCCCCUCUCAACGUCAACCUCAAGCCUCCCAUCCCCGACAUUGGCGCCAGUAGCAAGCCCUCGUCGCCUCUGGCCAGCGGGAUCCGAUCCAUAGCGCCGGCGGCACCAAACACACCAAAGAGAGGCGGGCUGAAGUGCAAGAAGAAGCUGGUGAGAAGACACUCUAUGCAAGUGGAGCAGAUGAAGCAGCUCUCGGACUUCGAGGAGCUGGCUCAUUAG
This is a messenger RNA of Nerophis lumbriciformis (worm pipefish), 1673 nucleotides long. RefSeq names its product ankyrin repeat domain 34C (gene ankrd34c). The record is from RefSeq and is a predicted model, not a curated record. Gene Ontology annotation, molecular function: protein binding. NCBI's taxonomy places the organism in Eukaryota, Metazoa, Chordata, Actinopteri, Syngnathiformes, Syngnathidae.